Molecule: messenger RNA, 12522 nt
Organism: Dinoponera quadriceps
Lineage: Eukaryota; Metazoa; Arthropoda; Insecta; Hymenoptera; Formicidae
Gene: Syt7
Product: synaptotagmin-7
Exons: 9
Coding region: 1945-3111 (388 amino acids)
Biological process (GO): vesicle fusion; regulation of dopamine secretion; calcium-ion regulated exocytosis
Cellular component (GO): axon; synapse; membrane
Molecular function (GO): clathrin binding; calcium-dependent phospholipid binding; calcium ion binding
Source: RefSeq, a predicted model, not a curated record
AGAGCGGCAGUCCGCGUUUGGCGAACGGCUAGCUUGUCCACACAGAGGGGGAGAGAGCUUUCCUCCUUCGAUCUCUCUCCGUUAUCUCUUGUGACCGACUCUCUCUCUCUCUCUCUCUGCCCUUUCAUUCUCUUAAAUACACGAUUAUCCUCUUACGCGCGACAAAGCCUGGACGCCGUCUUCUCCCUUUCAAAACGCCCUUGAACUCGCGAUCUCGCCGAGCGAACGAUCAAGAUCGGCCUCGCCACGAGAGAAGAGAGAAUGAUCCUCGGGGCUGGAUUUAUCGGGCCGAAACACUCGCCUUAGCGGCCGUCACGACGCUGUUGUUCGCAAAGGGAUCGUAGAUCGAUCGUGGAGGACCCUUAUUCUUCCCUCUGUGUCGAGUGUGCUGCGAGAUAACAGCCGAGUCUCUUCUUUCCUUUUCUCUUUCUCUCUCUUUCACUCUAUCUCUUUUUAUGUCGAUGUUUUCACGGGAUGACCGAUAAGUCCGUUGUCUGGCGAUACACGACCGAGAGAAGGCGAAAGUAGCGGGACGGGAAAAGGGAGGACCGACGAAGCUGAGGGGGAAGACCUCAUGGUGCCUUUCUCGCGGUGCGUCGCGCGUUUCAAGUCCCGCCGCGAUUCCUGACGCUGCAUCAGUGCGUACGCGCGCGCGCGUGUGUGUGUGUGUAUUUGUACGUGUGUGUGGAAGGAAAGUGCCUGAAGAACCUCGGCCAGAGUGUGGUCGGCCCUAAACGAGACUCGCCACGACGAUCUACAACCGUCACCGCCAUCACCCUCUCCCGGACUCAUCAAGGCGUAAAAUGUGAUUCUCUCGUUGUUGUCGAAUCAAAGGCGAUUCCAGUUGUCGUUGUUGGGUUUAUAGUUUCGCGUUGUUUGUUGUUGAUCUUCGGGACAGCCAUUUCGAGCUUUUGCGCGUGCGAGCGUACUCGGAGCGAGGGACAGUUCGAUACACGAGGCACACACGCAGGUAUAUACGAAGAUAUACAUAUAUAUGUGUGUGUAAUACAUACUCGGCCGUCGUAUUUUUACACGCACGCCAUUAGCGACACUUGCGUAAUCUAGGACAUUAAAGAGCGCCGCAAUUGUGAUAAUUUUAACGACCGCGAUUCAAUGAGACCGUAACGAGCGCGCCAGCCGGUUGGAAAUUGGGUUAAAUAGAAUAACUGAAACUUCCAAACCAUCGACUCGAACUUCCGACUCGUAGAGGUCCCAGGCUUCUCUUUCGCUCGCUUUGGAUGUGAUAUUUCUCUUUCGAUGGAACUUCUUCCCCCUUAUCUCGUUUAAAAUAGACGCUCUCUUUAUCAACUGGACGCGAUAUUGAAGAGCAAUGAAAACGGAAGACCGCCGGGAGGAAGGGUCGACGAGGAGCGAGGAGUGAUAUAUUCGCACGAGAUCGAAGAGCAGCGAGAGAGAAAAGAGGAGAGAAAGGGAGCUCUAACGUCGAAGUAGCCGGAAAAGAAGAAGAAAUGAUCGCGUAAGCUCGUCGUCUAUCGAGAAGUCGGAGCGAUACCGACGCGUCGCCCCAGCGCAUGGUCGACGACAGGAAAGGUGAAUUACCUGAGUCAACAAGAACAUCGAAUCGAUCCAUCGAAGCGAGCCGAGUUUUCGCAUAUCGCACCUCGCCGUAAAGUCGUAAAGUUUCCUUCGUCGCGCGCGCGAGAGAGACACAGCGAAGGCACGCCGAGAAAAACGCGCAUCGACGACGACGAAUCAUGAAACGAGACACAUCGACGAGCCACCAGCGGAUAGACAAGAGGCACACGGAGUGCGUCGCCGUUGAGAGAUAAAGCGAGGGCGCGAGAGCGAUCGCGUUCCUCGCGCGAGUAUAUCUUUUUCUCUCUCUCUCUUCGGGGUUGAUUGAAUUCGCGCGGAGAGAACGCAUCGUUCCCCCUCCUCCUUUUGCCUCCGAAUUUUCUUACGCUAGCGGAGCUAAGCGCGAAAAUGGAAAUCGCGGCAUCAGCGAUGUUGGACGGCCUGAAAAACAAUCGUAUCAGCAAGUUGGCGCUGUCACGGUUCUUGUCGCAGAGUCUAGCGCAGUUAGAAACGACCGGCAGUCCGGCCAGCAAGUCCCCGGCAAGUGGCAGCGGCGGUCCUGCGAGCGCUGGAGCAGGUGCUACCGCGACCCCCGGUGGAGGUGCCAGCAAUGCCGGAAGCGCGGAACCUCGUACGCCAACCGCCGGACCGCAAAAUAAACAAUUGCAAAACGUCAAAGGAGAACACCCCUCGAAAGCGUUUCUACAAAGUAGGUCCAUCUCUCUGGUCGACAUGUACAUCGAUAAUUCGGAACCGAGCGAGAACGUCGGCCAGAUCCACUUCAGCCUCGAGUACGACUUCCAGAACAGCACGCUUAUACUGCGCAUCAUACAGGGUAAAGACCUGCCGGCGAAGGACUUGUCGGGCACCUCCGAUCCGUACGUACGUGUUACGCUGCUCCCGGACAAGAAGCAUCGGCUCGAGACGAAAAUCAAAAGGCGCACAUUGAAUCCGCGAUGGAACGAAACGUUUUACUUCGAAGGUUUCCCCAUACAGAAGCUGCAGAGCAGGGUGCUGCAUCUGCACGUCUUCGACUACGAUCGAUUCUCGCGGGACGACUCCAUAGGAGAGAUGUUUCUGCCGCUUUGCCAGGUUGACCUGUCGGAGAAACCAUCGUUUUGGAAGGCCCUGAAACCGCCGGCUAAGGACAAAUGCGGGGAACUCCUCUGCUCGCUGUGCUAUCAUCCGAGCAACUCCAUACUGACAUUGACCCUCUUGAAGGCGAGGAAUCUCAAGGCUAAGGAUAUCAACGGAAAAUCAGAUCCGUACGUAAAGGUGUGGUUGCAAUUCGGCGACAAGAGGAUCGAGAAGCGUAAAACUCCAAUUUUCAAAUGCACUUUGAAUCCGAUAUUUAACGAGGUAUUCUCCUUCAACGUACCAUGGGAGAAAAUCAGGGAGUGCUCCUUGGACGUGAUGGUGAUGGACUUCGACAACAUUGGGCGGAACGAACUGAUCGGCCGGAUUCAACUCGCAGGAAAGAAUGGAAGCGGCGCGAGCGAAACGAAGCAUUGGCAGGACAUGAUCACAAAGCCGAGGCAGACCAUUGUGCAGUGGCAUCGCUUGAAGCCCGAGUAAAGAACACGCUUCCCUCUUGAUCCACGAUAAACGAUAUUCUGUCGAGCGAGUUCCCCGGACGGGCAACACCCGUCGUCGAAGUUACGUUAACGAGGCAACUUUUCUCCUUUUGCUCGAUAUCCCAUUCGACGAUUGUACGAUAUUCCUCCCAUAGCCCUGCAUCGUGUAACCGGACGCGCUCCGAGCGACGCUGGCCGUUGCGAACGUUGUCGCUCGUUGCCGACCGUCCAUCGCAUUAGCGGUCUGCGACGAGUGACAACGAAUGAAUUAAUCUUCUCACUUUCGCGUUACCAAGCGCGUUCUUGUCGGGUUGGCCCGGCUGAGAGAAACGUAAUGGUGUGUCCAGGCGUUUGGUACCGCCGAGAUCGAUUACUGAGAAAUCUUGAUGAAAACACAGCCAGAGACGGUCGGCAACGAGCGACUAGGUCGUUUUAAUGGCGGUGUUUCUUCGCAUCGAAUCAGAAAGAGAAGACGAAAAGCAGCAGCGACGAACUUUCUCGAGUCUUCUGCCAUUCCCAACGAGGAUACGGAGGAUUCGCUGAGGCUUCGUCGAAAACGCCACUUUCUGUUUCUCACCCUCCUGCGUGUCGUCCGGUGCGGCGAAAUGAUACCACGGCUAAUCGGUUCUCGCUCGCUCCGGGACGAGCGUGAGUUCACCAGGAGCACCCGUGGUGGGUUCUGAACUCCCUCGCGCGCGACACGACGACGGGACGACUCUCUCGUGUCGUUUGAGUUUACGGGCGCUUGAGCGACGAGAUUACGUCGGAAUAUUGUCACGAGACUCUAAAACUCGACGGGGGCGAGCGGAUGAAGGAGAUACGGCUCUCUGUACUUUGCGGGAUCGGCGUUACUUUCGCGGCUAAAUUAGCGUUACAGUCCGUGUAAUAUCAAUUUAGCGAUGUGAUAGCGCUUAGCGAGGAAGUUCGGGGGGUCUAAUACGUAAUAAUAAAUUUCGCUACUGUGAUCAUUAACUCGAGAUUAAAAGGGAAAAAAGGAGAGGUGGAAGAGGAAGGCGAUAAUUGUGAAACAAUAUCGUGAGACGUGUUGCGUUCCUCCGCUCGACCGUCUGAUCUCGGGGAGCAUUAAUCGCGUCGACGAGACAUCGCGGAACCAAAGCCGACGAAGCUUCCUAAAGUCCCACGAAUACCACUUCAGCAUGUGGUGUAACUCACGAGUUCACGCAGCUCCGUAAUAUUGAUAUUCGCACGAAAUAUUAUAUUACAGUUGCGUGUCAAAGUUACACGGUUAUCUUUUGAACGUUACGCCGCACUCCUUCGCGCAUUGACGCGUUUUAUAUUUUUAUAGUUUUCGAAGUGUGUGCUUAAAACGCACUUAAAAAAAGCGCAUCUUGGAAAACUGGAAGUGACAAUAUCCCUCGAUUGUUUGCGGUAUAAUUAGUAGUAUCUGACUUUUUUUUCUCUCUGACGACCGACGAGUUCCGCACUGACGUUUCGCAACGCACGCCACUUUACCGAUUUUCCCCGCGAGCGGAGAUCCGAGGGGGAUCCCGCGCGCGAUCGUAUCCUCGGAUGAUCGUCGCUUGCUGUACAUUCUUCUUACGAUUGCACGUACGAGUCACUCUCUUCGGUCGCGUUCAAAAACAGUAUGCACAUAUAUCUAAAGAGGAGAGGGGGGGGGGGGCGAAGUAGCCUUCGCAAUUGCAUCGAGAUUUACGUCCAACGUGGCUUUCAGAACUACUCCGCUAACAAAGUUUCGAAACCCGCGCGACCUCAUCGGGGGCAACCUUACUUACGGGUUGCAGUUAUUUACAGGCGAUUCCUCUGUGUACCACCUUUCGGGAUAAUCCGGUUUAGAGUGGACUUUAGAAGUUAACCUCGCCCGAGGGUAUUCCGACUUUACGUGCAAUUUUCUUUCCAUUUUCCGGCGGGAGUGGCACUCGUGAAUAUUAAUUUCCACCAGCCAGCGAAACCGUGUGUGUACCGAAUAUAUAGGCGAAGAUUGUUAAGAUAUAGCGCUAAGUUUCAUAGAAAAUGAAAAAAAAAGAAGAAGAGGAGUCGAAUGUUCGCGGACGUAAAGGACGUAUUACAAGUAGUAGUUUCCAACGUUGAUCUUUGUGAUGUAGGACGCUUCGAGACUGCGAAAAAAAAAUAAACAAAAUACAACGGGCGAGAUAAUAAGUAAUAACGUAAAACUGUUAUACACAUACUACCAGAGCGUGUCCUUCCCACGGGCGACGAACAUUUUUCGGGACAGUCCGUAGGAGACAAGUGACAUUUCCGACAUCGUAGGGAUGGGCAGUUAUGCGAGUUAUCGGCUUUAAUUGUUAAAAAGUAGAAAACGAAGAGAAGAAAAGGAGUAUUUUGAGGAAUCGUACAAACGGUAAUGGAAUUUAAAGGUGCGUAUUUAUCUAGCGAAAGAACAACGAAUCAACAGCGAAUGCAAACUUUCGUUGUUACAUUUUGGAAAAUGUUGUGACAAAUUGUAUGUUGUGACAAAUCCGAACGGGUCGGUCUGCUCAUAAAAUAGCUGCUUUUAUCAGACGGUUUGAAAGAAAGUUCGUGCGCGAAUACAUCACAUAUUCGCUAGAUGUGCACGCACCUUUACUCGCACGGAUUGAAAACUAAGGCGACCCAGUAGGGCGACCUGUAAUCAGGGAAACUUCUCGGUGCUCUUUAACGCUGCGUAAAAACGGUGUGAAAUUUACGGACCGGAACGUUCUGGUUUACGUUCCGGCCAUCUUCGACUUUAUUACGUCAUACUGGAGGAGAGAUCUUCCUAGUGGAUCGCCUGGCUUUUGCUUCUCGCAAGACAGGUGUUUCGCCCCCGAAAUUUUUAUACCUCCAUUCGAUAGAAAUAACAGUCGAGCAGCGAUCGAUUAUUUCGGCUGUAUACAGCGUUGGAUCUAACGAGAAAUUAGGAAAGUCCGUUCGCCGCUCGACAUUAUCGACUUUGAUGUAUCACGUUCGGCGAAAAUUAUUCUUGCAUGAUCGGCAAUAGUUUAAUAUUGACGGGUGCGACCGAUUACUCGGCGAGAAUGGAGAAAUACGAAGGAAAAGGGAAAGAAAUCUAAUUAAUAACUUGGUUCUUUUUCAAAUCGAAACCAAAGAAUUCUUUGUCGAACCGUCAAUUCGCCCAUCCCUACUUUCUUGUUAGUUACGCUUGGCUAGCGUUGAUCGUGAUUACUACCGAGAUAACUUACACGAAUCCCCUUUGGCGUGACUUUUGGUUAUUACUGAAGCUCGAUAAAAGAAAAGAAAAGGAAAGAGUGGAAGAGAAAAGGAGGAAAAGGAAGGGAGAGAGAGGAAGAAAGAGAUAUUUUUGACGGCACUUUUUGUAUUGACAAAGUCAGGGCGACUUUUGGGGAUUAUUCACGCGCUAAAGUACGAUUGGUGUACGCUCUUUAUACACCGUAAAAAAGAAGAAGAAGAGAGAAAAUAAUGUUACGUUAUACCUGAUAGUCUGCUGUUGUUAACAAUAAUAUAGAAACACGAGUCAAAUUCACGCGCGAAUUUGCUCGGUACACUCGGAGAGUGUACACCGUUAAUGAAAAAUAAAAAAAGGACAAACGAUUCAUGUUGUAUCUAAACCAAGUUUAGCGUUAAGCGUCGCUCGUGUCCGAGAAGAUCGUUGGCGCAGACGAAGCGUCCGACGUUAAUGGUGGACUUAUCGCGGGAUAACCGAGGAGAGGAGCCUCGAAUGAGAUCGUCGCUCGUCUCGAACGAUUUGCACGCGUUUAAUUAAUUCAGUUUUCGCUUCACGUUUGUACUUGUUUCAGACGUGGGAACGCUAAGCGACAGGUGACAUCGCAAUCGCUCAUAUUCCGGGCUUUACGGUAAUUCAUUACCAUAAAGAAAUUCUGCGCGUUUGAUUGUUUCGCGAAAAAUUAAAAGAAAAAAGAAAACAACAUCUCCGACGGAUGAAAUCCAAAUGGGAGAGGAAAAUUCGCGAGAAAGCUCUCUUUCACUCCUCAAUAUUCGCCGCUUUGGUAAACUCGCUUUUUCUUUUCUUUCUUUGAAAAUCAUACACAUGCGUACAUAUAUAUACAUAUAUAGAUCCAAUUUUGCAUUGUUACCGUAGCAAUAAAGGCAACUUCGGUCGAUGCGUGCAGAAAUGAGCUCGUAGUCGCGGAGUUUACCGUGUGUAAACUUACAAACGGCGCACAUACCAGCGACGAACGCUUUCCACCAAUGAACUUACCGAACGCGAAUGCGACGCUUUAGUAACAUUUCCUCGCGUACAAAACGAGUCACCGGGAUAUCGCAGAUAUCAGAAUAUCACGAGGUUUUAGACAACACGGUUUCUUUCUUAUACAUUCGGCAUGAUGAGAGUGGAAGAGAGAGAGAGAGAGAGAGAGAGAAAGAGAGAGAGAGAGAGAGAGAGAGAGUAGCUUGUUAUUAAAGGGUUCAUCCAUUUUCCCCGUCGACUCCUCGCUCCCUUUCCUCAUCCCCACCUCCAUCCAUCCUCCCCCCACACACAUUUCCUUUUACAAUCGCGACAAAUAUAUCCCGGAAAUAUUUUUACAUUUAAGCGUUACAUUUAGGUCGAAGGUGUUAUCGAUUUUUCGUAAUUACAGCAGCCUUCUGCCGCGCGUAUACGCGGAAGAGAGAUGAUAUUGUAGAGAUUAGCGAAACACGGUGAGAGCGCGAGUAAAAGAAUAGUCUGUUAUAUGUAUAUAUAUAUAUAUAUAUAUAUAUACAUAUACAUAUAUACAUACAACAUGUGAGUAAAUGGUUAUAUUGGUAUAUAUUAUGCGGAAAUAUCGAGUAGCACGAAGAUUAGAUUAAUAUUUGUAUGUUGUAGCCUGUAUACAUUGUAUAUAUAUAAGGUACAGAGUGUUUCCCGGUUAACGUAUCACGUUAAAAUUAUGGUAUAAAAAAAAAACAUGGGUAUUUCGAAGUUCGUUAUCGCGAGAAACCAAAAAAGGAGAGAAACUUAGCGAAACCUUUACUGUGAAAUAAGUAGGAUCGUUCCUAGCGUUUCGUGUGUUACACAGGGUGUUAAAGAAAAAAAAAAGUAAAUAAAAAAAGAUACGAUCCUCCUUCUCUUUUAGUUACCUUGGUUCGGUAUAUGCACUUCAAAAUUAUUUCUCUCGCGUAUUGAGUUACGAUCCGAUGAGUUUCACAAUAAAAUCGACACGACAGAUAUCUUGACUCAAAAUACUUAUCGGUUUACCGUAAUCAUAUCUUUCCGUUUCCUUUUCUCCUUUCUUCUCUCUCUCUCUCUCUCUCUCUCUCUCUCUCUCUCUCUCUCUCUCUCUCUCUCUCCCCUUCUCUCUUUUUAUUUAUUUCUUUAUUUUUCUUUUUUUAUUUAAGUUUGGUCAAAUUUACUGGACCUUAUUAUUUUGUCGAGAUAAUAUCGACACGUUUGACGAAAGCGCUUUCGUAUCGAAGCGAUUUUCCCGACCUGCUUCCCGUGCGAUCAUAACGCGAAAACAAUAAGGUGCCAAAAGAAUUUAGAACACGUAAGAUCAUCCUUCGCUUGCCGAUCAUGUCAUGUGAGUCGCGUUAUACAUAUUGACAGAAGAGCAGAAGGAUAAAUACGCGCGACGGGAUCUGUCACGGAAGGAAUUAGGUGUGCUUGCGUGCGUUUCAAUUUCUAACGUGGAUCAGAGGCAUCGAACGUACGUCAAUAUUGGUUGCAUUCAGAAGACGCAACAGUAUCACAGUUAAAUAAUUCGUCAAUAUAAUUGGUCUAAAUUUAGGGAUCUAACAUUAAAGACCAAUAAUAACUGACCACUCACUGAUCGCUUGUGUUUUCUGAAUACAGCCGCUGUCUUCGCUUUGUCAAUGCGGAAGUAUAGCGAACUGUUUGGUGAGUCGAAGACAGCGUACGCUCGCGGUGUUUUCAGUUUUCAGCUAUACUCGAAAUUUAAACGUAUAAAUUUACGUUCCCGUUUGACAUUUUUACGCACACUGCGUUGCUCUUGAUUUCAUCACGGAAAGAAAUAAUUUAGAGGGAUAGCAAAUUUGAUGUAGCAAAUAAAUAUACGAAAUGUUUCCUAAAUAUUGUCCAGUAUUGUAGAAAUCGAUUCUUGAGGUUAUUAAACUAUGUUAUCACAUGUAAGCUUUUUAUUUAUAAAAUGACCUCCAAAAUCAACUACUAAAAUAUUGGACAGUGCUUAAAAAACAUCUAUAUAUUUAUUAACCUGCUAAGACAGUAUAAAAAAAAUGUGUUCUUCCCCCUAAAUUAUUUUUCUUUGUUUUCUUACCCUCUACGUUCAGUCGAAGUAUGUGGUGUGUGGCCGCACUGUAUUAAUACUUGUGUCAUAUUCCGAAUGCGAAUUCGAUAAAUCGCACGCGUGCAGCCUCGUGUAAAUAACUUAGCAAAGUAUCGGCGAGUUAGUAAUUAUUUCGAGCAACUCUGGGUUUCUUUUUUCCAGAGUAUCCGACUAAUAGAAAUCCGUUAGACUCACGAGAGAGAAGCGUCAGUUGAACAUGUCUCUGACAUUUGCCAUCGCACCCAUUCUCAACACUCCUCCUAAUUAUUUCGAUUCGUUGCUUCUGCCAGACAUUAUAUUACUUUCCGCAACGAUUCAAUCUCAUAAACUCCCUCCAUUCUCCUCUUCGAUAUCCCGAUAAUCCCCUAUUAUUUCGUUUCUUCUCCCGUUACGUCUUUUCGUUCGUUCGUUCGUCGGUUCUUCAAUUACCAUGGUUUUAACGUUCGUUAUAGACUGGGUUGAACGUGUGUAACGUUUAACUACCUAGCGUAAGGUGAAAUGUCUCGUGUAUGUUAGGUAUACUAAUCCGUAUCGUGAUACCUAUAUGUCGAAGUGUAGUCAUAGUAUUAAUCUAGCUGAAGAGAAAUCGAGAGGAAGAGUAAACGAUGAAGCGACGGCGAGAUUGCCGACAGAGACGUUCGAUGUUCGAUGUUCGACCUUAUGUUGCGCAGGCUUGCAAAAUAUAUUAAUUAAGUACUUAAGGGUGAAUAGAGCGAAGGAUGGAGUGUUGAGAGAGAGAGAGAGAGAGAGAAAGGGGGAGUAUCACUUAGCAAGUAAAACGAACAUGCGACAGUCUGAUGCGGAAAGUGACGUGGGCCUUAUAUCAUGGAUUACCUCAAUUGUAAGCAGCUUAAAGAUGCGGUUUCGUGCACGUGACGAUGUCAAAACGUGAUGAUUUCAAACGAAAGAAAAAAACGAAACAAAAACGGUAGUAGAAGAGAGGAGACAGGAAAAAGAAGAAGACGAAGAAACAGAAAAAAAUGUAUUCGCGAUUCGUACUAGAUAUUAAUAAAGGAGCCAUUUUAUCUUCCGAUAGCGGUUCGCUGUUGCACGAUAUUUCUUCCGAGUUGUGUAUACGGAUAUUUUACCAUCGAGCCCGGAAAUCAGGGACUCGUCUUCGAUACUUUGCACUCGACGAACUGUUUGCCAGGCCCUUUCGCGAUGCUGUACAAACGACGUUCCAAGUGAGGACAAUAGAACGAAAGCGUCGAUCACGUAUAAUCGGUGCGAAUCGAAGUCGAUUUUUUAUCUAGCAAUGAAGUUGAGAAGGUAUGUUGCGGCUUUUCGAUUUCGCAGGAUUGGAGACACGCGAUUUUUCUGAACAGCCCGGACUGUGAAACGGACCGUCGAGUGCAAAGCGUGAAACGCCGAAAGAUCGUAAUGCUUAUGCUUGUCGUCCGGAAAAAAGUGCUCGUUCACAUUGAUAAUACCUCGACGAGCGAACCGUGGCUCGUCUCUCUCUUGCGUUUCAUUCGUGUUGGUUUUCGAAUAGCCUUAUAGAUUCACUUUGGCAUCCCCUUGCCGAUGAUGAUCGGCACGAUAUUCACGGUUUCUUUGAGCGAAAGAACAAGGACGGAUCAGCAUUAAUCAUUCAUGGCUCCUUUUAUUUCUCGUCACACGGUACACUUUGCGACAGUGAACCAGCAACAUAUCCCUCAAACAUGUACAUAUUAUAUAUAUCAUAAGUGUUAAAUCGAUGCACAUGAUUACGUAGACACGCCAGCGUGCGCCGAGAGAGAGAGAGAGAGAGAGAGAGAGAAAGAGAGAGAGAGAGCGAUCGAUUUUCCGGAUCACCGAAAACGCGCAAAGCGGCGCGACUCAGCGGAGUCGCGAUACAAUAUUGUAUUUUAAUAGCUUGUACGAUCCGUCUGUGUUGCUUCAGAAGCGCGCGAUGCGAAUUAGCGAACGCGAGUCAACACGCUGUUUAGCGGGAUGAAGGAGAGGAAAAAAGAAAAAAAAAAGAGAGAGCGGUCAUCGAGAAUUCGCUUCAUACCUGGUUGGAUACGCAAACCAUUUUGGCUAUUUUUUAUCGAACGCGCGCGCAUUGGUCGAACGUUAGCGUUGCAUGUACGCACAUUUAUUGUACGUUGCUUUUGCGAGGCUGACUUCCUUUGAGUGUCGUUGUUGUUUUCGUAAACAUUGAAGGCCGUAACAAGAUAUUCCAUCAUAUUGCGUUCCGUCAUGCGUUCUCAUAGACUUUUAUCGUAUCGGAAGAAAAAAGUUGCGCCACAGACGAAGAAUGAAAAUUAUUUUCAGCAAAGUAUCUAAGAAUUCAGAAUCACCAUUUCACCAUAUAUAUCCGGAAACUCAUUCUAAACGGAAAAAAAACACAAAAAAAGGAAGAAAGGCAAAAGAGAAGGGAAAAAGUACGACACAAACGCUUUUAACGAUCUGACUUGAAAUCGAUCGAUCGCAGAUAUUCCUUUAACGCGACAUCAUUGUGCGCAAUUAUUCAUUAUGAUACUUCGAUUGUGUCACAAAGUAUACUUCUCUCAGAUGAAAAAUAGAUGUCUAAAUCGAAUGAAAGUUUACGACGAGAGUGAUUAUUUUUCUUAGCGAUCUGUUUCUACACACACACGUACACGUACGAACGAUUAUAUUUUUGAUUAAAGUAAGGUUCUCUAGGGAAAAGCAGAUAGAGACGAAAGAAUCGACGCGACGGUAUUUAUAUUCGACAGAUAAUUUUAUUACGACCAUCAAUAUUUUUGCAUCUGAUUUAUACAUACAGACUGUACAGAGUAGAACGAGAAGAGGGAUGCAAAAUGUGGUGUCGUUGCUUCGAUAUACACCCAGCGGCGUUACAACAUGCGUAACUCACGUAAUCCUCCCGGAUAGACGAUAGUAGUCCCGGAAAAGAGAUUAAAAAAAAGGAAAAAAAAGCGAAACGAAAUUCGGCGCGAUCGAGAAGACGAUAUUUUUGCUGCGUAAAUGAAUGAAUUGUUCGCGAUGAUGAUGUAUGGCGAAGAGAGGAGAGAGAAAGCGGGAGAGAAAAAAAAGUGGAGACGGUAGAGGAGAGAAUUUGACGCGACCGUAUCUCAUAAUAUAUAAACGAAGACUUACGGCGUGUAUACAUUACAUUACCAUUUUGAUAAACGGUAUUGUAUCAUGUACCACUUAUAAUUAUAUGUUUGGCCGCGAUUGCCCGAAUACAGAGUUAAGCUGAUUGAGAGCGGUCAGUGAGCCAACAACAUGUUAAUUCACUGAGGGAUUAAUAAUAAACGCGAUUAUGAUUA